AUGCGUGUCUCCGCCAUCAUCACUCUGUGCAGUGCCUUCAUCGCUGGUGUGUCCGCCGCACCCGUAGCUGAGAAGCGCGGAAACAUCUAUGGCGCCGUGCUCUACCGGGACCUAAACUUCGGCGGCGAUGCCGAGUACAUGUGGGUCGACGAUGACUCUUGCGUCCAGGUGAGCGAUGGCAUGCAGGAUAAAGCGUCCUCGCUCAAGAUCUACGCCGGACAGACCUGCAAUCUCUAUAACGCCUACAGUUACGGUGAAGGAGAGGGUUGGAUCGUUUUCGAGGGCCCGACGGACUAG
Mytilinidion resinicola is the source of this 297-nucleotide messenger RNA. RefSeq lists its product as uncharacterized. The record is from RefSeq and is a predicted model, not a curated record. The transcript is spliced from 3 exons. NCBI's taxonomy places the organism in Eukaryota, Fungi, Ascomycota, Dothideomycetes, Mytilinidiales, Mytilinidiaceae. Bases 1 to 297 code for a protein of 98 amino acids.